Arabidopsis arenosa is the source of this 850-nucleotide messenger RNA. NCBI's taxonomy places the organism in Eukaryota, Viridiplantae, Streptophyta, Magnoliopsida, Brassicales, Brassicaceae. The record is from the annotation of a GenBank genome assembly.
UUAUUUGAACCUAUCUUCUUCCUCUCUUCCUUGAUUUUCAUAAGAUCCAAUCUCUCUCACUGCUGAGAAAAUAUGGGGAUCAUAUCAUCCACGGUUUUGAAACUCGCGCACAUAUCUCAAAACUACAAUCAAGUGGUAGAUUCGUCAAGCGGUUGGCAACAUCAAUUUGAAGUUUUCAUGAAAGGAGGUGCUUGCAAACAAGUAUUUAUGGAUUUUCAAGAUUGCGUGGAUAAUUCUAAAAAGAAAAAUGAAACUAUCGGUCAGUGUUACCCGAUGCUACAUAAGUGUAUGGAGGCUCACUCUGAUUACUAUAAGCCGAUCAUUGCAAUGUCUAAAGCAUCGUUAAAUGUUUUAGACGAAAGUCUUGUGAAGACUUUCCUACCUUCAACUACUGUUUCCCUAAACGAAAUAAACGAAGAUGAAGAUGAGAAGUUUGUAGAAUUCAUGAAAGGAGGUGGUUGCAAAGAAUCAUAUACUGCUUGGCAUGAUGAUUGCAAUUUCACUGAGGAGGAAGCUGAGAAGAACAAAGAUUUGGUUACUAAGUGUGCAGGACUCUUUGGGAAGCUAUCCAAGUGUCUGGAUGUUCACUCUGAUUACUAUCAUCCAAUUCUCGCGGUGAAGAAAACUACUGAAGAACAUUUGGAGAAGGAGCUCGCAGCUUUCUUCCCGAAAGAAAGCUAAGAGACAUGAUUUUGAGGAUUUUGGUUUUUUUUUUAAUGCUUUUUUUUUUUUUAAACUCUGAAUCAAUAGUCUUUCCUUUUCUUUUUUAUGAUUCUAGAGAUAAUUUGCUCUAAAUGUUUUUACUAUGUUUAUGCCCAUCAAUGUUUCACUAUAAACCUUAAAGGAUCAG